UACACGAACUCCGCUUCACUUGUGUGUUUUUUUCUAAUUUUUCUGUCAUUAGACUAAUAAUUUGAUGCAUAUUUUGUAUGCAACAGUUCUUUUGACUUAAUAACGUGCUCUAUUAUGUACCAAAUUACCGCGGGGAAGUCUCUAAGUGGUUGUAAUAACUAAAAUCGAUAACAAUCAGUGAGCAACAAAGUUACCAAGAUGAAUUAUGAAGCCGAAAGAGCGAUGAAUCAGAAGCGGUUGCGAAUGGAGGCAGAGCCGGGCCAUGGGGUUGUCCAGGGGAACGGAUUGCCGCUAAAUUACAUCGAUAAUGGGCAUCAGAUAUCGUACCAGCCGUAUGCGGGGGCCUAUAACACGCACUACCCGCCGCCGGAUGCGUUCGCGGCGUAUGGGCCUCCUCCCCCGGGAGGAUAUGCCCCUCAGAACCUGUCAUAUGCGCCCCCAGCACACCAGAACUACCCCCAUCAUCAAAGUUUUCCCCCACAACAGCCCCCACAGGCACAGUUGCAUAUGGCUCAGUCUCAUAUGGUGCAAGGCUACGGCGAGGUGGGCGUGCACAAGGCCGCGUGGCCGCCGCAGCCCCACCUGCUGGCGCCGCUGGAUGCGCAGAAACCGCUCGACGUCAAGCAGCUCAAGCCAGAGAUCAAACUCGAGCCCACAGACGCACUCAAACGACCGCAUGCUGAGGAUAUGAUGGGCGGAAGCAGGACCGGCUAUGAAAUGCGAUGUCUGUUGCAGAGCGGAGACCUGGAUCAGCCCAAGAUUAAGAUCAAGACAGACAUAUUCAAGCCUGAUGACCUCCCUCACCGACCCGAUGUUGACAAACCCCGCGAUGUCCCUCAAAAACCCAUGGAUGUUCAGAAACCAGCGGAUCUGCAGAAUAAAGAUGAAGGUCAACCAGUUAUCAGUGACAAACCAGGCGAUAAACCUGCAGAAGCAUCGAAACCGGAAGGCGCGACAGAGGGCGCUGCCGACGCACAACGACCCCCUGAAGUCCCCGUUACACCGGAGAAAAGCCAAGAAGACAGAAAACCCUUCAGCAGUCCUGACCUGAGCAAAUCCGGAAUCACCCCUGGGAAAAUGUCAACUCCUGGCUCAGAGCCUAAGAAGCGUGGGCGACCGAAGGGCUCGACGAACAAGCCGAAGCCCCCCGGCGCCCCCGGCACGCCCGGCAAGGCGCCGCCGCCCGGCGCGGGCGUGCUGCGGGCGCCCGCCCCGCGCCCCGCGCCGCCCCCGCAGCGGCCCCGCGCGCCCGGCUACCAGUACGCCGUCAGACCCUUCAGGAAAGACUUCUCCGGGAUACAGUUCAGAAGGCGAUGGAGCGACGACUGCCUGGAUUCCUCGCACAUUCCCAACGAGGUAUACUUCGGUGACGUGCCCGUCUCUAUGGAGGUGCUGUUCAACUACUACGACGCCAAUGCGGAGCGCGAGAAGCUGGCCGCGCAGGCCGCGCACAUCGCUGCGCAGAAGGCCGCGGCCGCUAAACUUGCAGCCGCCAAGCUGCAGGCGCGAGGAUUGCUUACAAACGAGGUUACGACAGUGGAUUCGUCGUCAUCAGACGAAAGCGACUCAGAAGGCAGCGACUCUGAUGAGUCUGAUGAGGACACCCCUCUAAAGAAGGGCCCGGGGCGGCCGAAGGGUACGAAGAACACCCCCCGCCCCCCGGGAGCGCCGGGCGCCACCCCGGGCAAGCGCGGCCGACCGCCGGUGCCGCCCGAGCUGCGCGAGCCCGGCAUCACGGACAUGAAGAAAUUCUGCAAGGCGGCUGGCAUACGCUUCGAUUAUAAGAAACUCGUUGAAGGUUGCACGAAAAACAAGGAGCGAGUGGGCAAGAUGAUGGAGCUGUUAGUUCAAGCAGGGCUGGAAGGUAAACCGACCUUAGAGAAAUGUAAAGCGUUGAAACAAGCCAAGAUUGACAAGAAGGAACAAGCCAAGCAGGCGAAGAAAGAGGCCAAGACGAAGGUCAAAGAGGAGGAAGGCGACAAGGAGACUAGUGUGUCGCGGCGCAUGACGCGCGGCGCGACGGGCGUGAAGCCGCGCCAGCGCAUCGUGAUCUCGUCCGACGAGGAGGACGACACGCCCGCCGCGCGCCGCACGCUGUCCAAGCUGCGCUCGAGUGUCAACGAUGACUCUGAUACCGACUAGGUAAUCGCAUCUGUCUCUGAUAAGAGCAAAGACAAUACGAGUAUCGUGCGCAGUGACAUUAGUAACGUAAGACAGUGCAAUGGAGGUGCGCGAAAGUGUCUGUGACGUCAUCGAUUCCUACUAACUUUAGCUUAUAUGUGGACUAGGCAACUGUGGGACGCUGUGGCAAACUAUGUGACAUUUUGUUAUAGUAGAAACAUUUUUAUGACUAUCGUUCCGAAAGUUUGAACCUGUAUUUGUGAAAAAUGAAAUAGGAAUACAAUAAUUGACUACAUGACAGUUUUCGGAAAAGUAUUUUCAAUACUACAAUUGCUAAUUUUACAUCUUAAAACAUUUUAUUUUCUCGAAAAAGCUUUAUAUAAUAGAAAAAAAAAACAAUUUUCUUCAAUUAUUUUAAAUUUCGCACCAUAACGGUUGGUUACGUGACAUUUUGCCCAGUGACGUCAAAGUUCAACAAAGAAACUGUCAAACAGCAUUACUUGAAACCUGACAGAUAGUUUUUGUUUAUUUUAUGAAAUGUGACGUCACACGAAGCUCAAUCAUGGCCGCUCGAAAACAGAAACAUCGGGUUUUGUUAUACACACACAAAAAACGCAUUUUUAUUUUGUAAAAAUAAAAUAUUUAAAAAUGAUCUCAAUAAAAAACCUUUUGGAUAAUUAUCGUUAAAUGAUAGACUACCAUAUCGGACAUAUUUCGUAUUUUAUUGUUACAAGUGUCAAGUAGUCAAUUUUAGGUCGGAAAUUCAGGUUUAGGUCGGAAAUUCAGUUUUAGGUCGGAAAUUCAGUUUUAGGUCGGAAAUUCAGUGGUUUUAGCUAAACUUGACGGUAGUUCAUAAUAAUAAUAUAGUGUUCGAAUAUCUCAUCACUCGCCUUAAUAUUUUUUUUAUGUCGAAGUAAUUACAGUAUAAAUUAUUUACUGAAAAUAUAAUGCCAAUUUGCUACAGCGUCUCAAAAGUUGCAUUGAAAUUGUUCUGUGAACUAAAAUCGGAUUUACUUUUUUUAUUGUUUCUAGUUUAUAAAACGGCAAUGCAAAGUUGAACAUUUAAUUUUAUACUUGUGUUCUUACAGUGAGUUUAUAGGGCUUUUAUGGUUUAAACAUUAUUUUCACAUAGAAAUCUUUCCGGGCGACUAAAGGUAUCCAAUAAUCAGCCUGUUUACAUCACACUGCUGGGCACUGGCCUCCCCUCCAGCUAGAGGGGGUAUGGAGCGUAGUCCACCACACUGCUCCACUGCAGUGGAGAUACAAUAAUGGUCUUGCUACACAAAAAUAACCGAGAACUGUCCAUCCAACAAGUGUUCGACGCUUGUUUUGUUUUGGUAUGUUUUGUACCUCUAUAUUGGUGCUGAUUCCUGUAAACACCAUCGGAUUUUAUUUUACGUUAUACCUGUCAUUUUCUUAUCCGCCAAAAAGGAAAGGGACAGGCAUAAAAUUUAUGGAACACACGUCAAUAUUAGGCAGGAAUUUUAAAAACUCCCAAAUUUAUAUAUUGGCCAAUAACCCGACAAAAUUAAGUUAGUAACAGCACACGUCAAACGGUUAACAUACCAGCGAGAUGCCUAUUUUAUUCGCCCGGGUUAUUCAUUUAUUUUAAAUUGACAGUUGUCAAUCAUCCGUCCCUUUCCUUUUCGGCGGAUAAGAAUAUGACAGGUAUAACUUAAAAUAAAAUUAGGAUAUGUCUGCAGGAAUCGGGGUCAUUAUCAAUAUUAUUUAUUCAUAGUAAGAUACCCUAUAUAUAUAACCUAACCUGUAUUGGGCUGGGUUUCCCUUCGCGGGUUGGAAGGUCGGACAGGCAGUCGCUUCUGUAAAAAAAACCAGACCUGUCAAAUCUUCAGGUAGGUAAGCGGA
Pectinophora gossypiella (pink bollworm) is the source of this 3987-nucleotide messenger RNA. Its product is annotated as HIRA-interacting protein 3-like. The record is from RefSeq and is a predicted model, not a curated record. The transcript has 16 exons. The coding region runs from base 199 to 2142 and encodes 647 amino acids. NCBI's taxonomy places the organism in Eukaryota, Metazoa, Arthropoda, Insecta, Lepidoptera, Gelechiidae.